Molecule: messenger RNA, 1554 nt
Organism: Perkinsus marinus ATCC 50983
Lineage: Eukaryota; Perkinsozoa; Perkinsida; Perkinsidae
Exons: 12
Coding region: 1-1554 (517 amino acids)
Cellular component (GO): Set1C/COMPASS complex
Molecular function (GO): chromatin binding; protein binding
Source: RefSeq, a predicted model, not a curated record
AUGUAUAAGGGGUCCAAGGUUGGUGGUGCUAAGUCCAGCACUGCUGGGGCUACUACUACUCCUCCGGCACCUAUCGGGCUCACUGAUGAGAUACUCUCUAAUAUGGCUGUUGGUAAGGUCUUUAAGGAUGCCACUAAGAGGGUUAAUAGUAUUGACUUUACAUCUGAUGGGAGGUACCUUAUAGCAAAUUCGCUGAGGUAUUGGGAUCUAUAUGAGAACAAGUUCUUGCGGUAUUUCAAAGGGCAUACAGGGCCAGUGUCCUCUCUGAAGGUCCAUCCGUACGAGGAUCAAUUCUUGUCAACAUCUUUGAGUACAGCUAGUGGUGGUGAUUCGACUUGUCUUAUGUGGGACCUAAGAAAGGAAAGACCAGUAGCUCGGGUCUAUAGUCAGGAACAAGUCACUAAGGGUAGUUCUAGUGGCAUUCUCGGUGGUCCAUGUGCGACCUAUGAUACUCAAGGCUUGGUCUUUGCUGUAUCGAGUUCUACACCAACAGGGGAUGCUGGCAAGAAGCCCAUCGCUAAAGUGCAUAUGUUUGACAAUCGCCAAUUUGAUAGGGGGGAGUUUGAGGCAUUCGACUUGUCGCCAUUUACGCAAGGAAGCCCUUUGAGGUCGAUGCUAUUCUCACCUUGUGGAAAAUACCUUUUAUGUUCGACAGCUGCGGGAGACCUGUUCGCCAUAGACUCUUUUUCUGGGCGCUUGCGAGCGACUUAUAAAUUUGAUGAUCCCCACUUGCAGUCGGGGUCGCAAACGUGGAAGAGCUUGCCAGAGCGGGAUGGGCUCAGGCCGACAUUUUCGCCGGACGCGCGUUACGUUCUCUGUGGAGUGCCUGGUGGUAGUAUCUAUGUAUGGCCGACUCUCACCAAAGGGGCACAGGAACAGGCCAUGAGUGAGGACCCUGUUAAUGUGCAAGCCUGCGAGCCCAAGCCGGUCGCCAUCCUAAAGGGCCAUUCUGGAUACCCUAGAUGCGUUAAGUUCUCUCCGACGAGGUCGUUGAUAGCAUCGGCAGCUGCCGCAGUGGCGUUGUGGAUACCAAAACAGUUCACGGCACCUAUUGGGACGCAGACGGAUCCGGUGGCGAUAGCCAAGCAACAGGAGUUGGGGUCUGCCAUAGGAUCAUGUCGGGUUAUAGAGCUUGGCAAGACUAUUGCAGCGGAGCAUUUGUACAGCGAGUGGGAUGACGACCAUAACUGUAGCAUAUUCGAUGAGGAUGCUGUUGAGCAGCAUCUCGAGAGCCUCGGAGUUUUCGGCAAGGAAAAUGUCGUUAUCGAUUUUCACUCGCCGGAUUUCCUCCCGCCUGAGUGGUUCGACUUGGUAGUGGUCCUAAGGUGUUCUACGGAUGCUCUUUGGUCACGCCUGGAGCAACGUCAUUACACGGAGGCGAAGAUAAAGGAGAAUGUUGAAUGUGAAAUAUUCCAGACGAUACUUGAUGACUGUCGGGAGCACUUCGGGGAAGAGAAAGUGUUGGAAUUUCAGAGCGUGUCUAUAGACGAUAUUGCCACUAACGUACAGAGCGUCCUGGCUAAGCUCUCCUCCACUGCUAAUAGUGUCCAUUGA